UUUUUUUUUUUAAUUUCGCCAUUCCUACAAAAUUCUUUCUUUCUCUCAUCUCUCUUCCUCCGAUUUUGUCUCCACGCGAAAAGCAUCCACCGGCCGCCGUCGUCGCCGCGCUACCAACCGCCGUCGCACGCCUCCAGCCGCCGUCGUGCGCCGCGCGCCUCCAAUCUUGGCCUUUGUCUUUUUCAGCAAAAAUGCAAUUUGGGGGGCUUCGAAGAUUUUGCAAGAUCAACAAGCGGAACUUUUCAAAUUCGCAAAGUGUAAAUGUUUGCAUUGUCAAUUCAUCCUUUGUUUCUGACAUUGGAAAGUGUUUUCAAAUAGUUCAAAGUUCCGAAAAUUAUUCAACUCUUGCCCGUGCUGAUGAUGAAAUUGACAAGGGAAUGGAGAAAAUGAAACUGGCCAUGAACUUGGCCUCGCUUGUUGAAGAAUCUCUUGAUGUUGAUCUGAGAAGAUCAAAGACUCGAAUGGAACUUAAGAGAUCACUUGAAAUUCAGAUUAAGGAGAGGGUGAAGGCACAAUAUUUGAAUGGGAAGUUUUUGGACUUGAUGGGGAAUGUAAUUGCCUGCCCCAAUACUCUUCAGAAUGCUUACGACUGUAUUAGAAUUAACUCAAAUGUUGACAUUAAGUCGAAUGAUUGUUUGAUCUCAUUUGAAUCUAUGGCCGAAGAGCUUUCUCAUGGUAAUUUUGAUGUCAAUACCAAUACUUUCUCCAUAUUAAGUUCGAGAAAAGAAGUACUAAUUUUACCAAAGAUAAAAUUGAAGGUUCUUCAGGAAGCCAUUAGGAUAGUUUUGGAGUGUGUGUUUAGGCCACAUUUUUCCAAGAUAUCUCAUGGUUGUCGAAGUGGAAGAGGACACUCAACAGCAUUGAAGUACAUCAAAAAAGAGAUAAAAGAUCCUGAUUGGUGGUUCACAGUUGACUUAAGCAAAAAGAUGGAUGACCUUGUGAUGGCUAAACUCAUUACAGUAAUGGAGGACAAGAUCGAGGACCCCAAAUUAUUUGCUGUUAUCAGAAGUAUACAUUUGGCUGGGGCACUGAAUUUGGAGUUUGGGAGUUUCCCAAAAGGUCACGGUCUUCCACAAGAGGGAGUUCUGUCUCCUAUAUUAACAAACAUUUAUCUAAACCUCUUUGACCAAGAAUUUUUCAGAUUAUCUAUGAAAUACGAGGCUAUUAAUGAGUAUGGUAAUACUGGUCAAGAUGGGUCACAAUCAAAGCUGCGGAGUUGGUUUAGGAGACAAUUGAAAGGAAAUAGUUCUGAUUAUCCAGGUGAGGAGAAAGACAAGAUAAGAGUAUACUGUUGUCGCUAUAUGGAUGAAAUCUUUUUAGCAGUAUCGGGUUCUAAAGAUGUUGCUCUUAGUUUUAGGUCUGAGAUUUUUGAUUUCAUGCAGAAGACUUUGCAUUUGGACGUUAACCAUGAAGAGGAAAUGGUAUCAUGUGAGACUCAUGGAAUUCGUUUUCUUGGUUGUUUGGUCAGACGAAGUGUGCAGGAAAGUCCUGCUGUGAAGUCCAUCCACAAGUUGAAGGAAAAAGUUGAGCUAUUUGGUUUACAAAAGCAGGAGACUUGGAAAUCUUGGACAGUGUGGUUGGGAAAGAAAUGGCUCGCUCAUGGUUUGAAGAAGGUUAAAGAGUCUGAGAUCAAGCAUUUAGCUAAAAAUAGCUCUUUGAAUCAAAUUUCCAGUUUUCGUAAACCUGGAAUGGAAACUGAUCACUGGUACAAGGUUCUAUUGAAAAUUUGGAUGCAAGAUCUAAAUGCAAGAGCUGCAGAGAGUGAAGAAAAAAUCUUAUCUAAGCAUGCAGUGGAACCUUCUCUUCCUUUUGAACUUCGAGAUUCCUUUUAUGAAUUCCAAAGGCGUGUGGAAGAAUACAUUUCUUCUGAGACAGCUUCUACUCUUGCUCUUUUACCAAAUUAUGAUCCUUCUGUCAAACCUACUUUCAUAACUGAGAUUAUAGCACCUGUCAAUUCUAUCAGAAAACGACUUUUUCGAUAUAGAUUAGUCACAAAUAAAGGACAUCCAUGCUCCUCUCCUUUCCUCAUCUUACAAGAUAACACUCAAAUUAUUGACUGGUUUUUAGGAGUAUCUCGUCGUUGGUUUAGAUGGUACAACAAAUCUUCUAACUUCAGCGAGUUAUUCUUAAUUUUCGAUCAAGUUAGGAAAUCUUGUAUCCGAACGCUAGCAGCAAAGCACCGGAUACACGAAAGUGAAAUAGAAAAAAAAUUUGACUCAGAACUGAGUAAGAUUUACUCCUCUCCUGAAAUAGAGCAAGGAAAAGAGAAGUCAACAGAUACCCAUGUUUUAGACCAUGAUGAGGCACUAAAUUAUGGAAUUUCAUAUAGUGGUUUGUGUUUGCUAUCUCUUGCUAGAAUGGUCAGCCGAUCUCGUCCUUGCAAUUGUUUUGUCGUUGGCUGUUUGGCUCCUGCACCAAGUGUUUAUACUCUUCAUGUCAUGGAGAGACAAAAGUUUCCGGGAUGGAAGACUGGAUUCUCGAGUUCCAUUCAUCCUAGCUUGAACAAACGACGAUUUGGGUUAUGCAAACAACAUUUGGCGGAUUUGUAUUUGGGUCGCAUUUCUUUGCAAUCUGUUGACUUUGGUGCAUGGAAGUGAAUUGUUUUUGUUCUGCUUAUGAUCUCAUUUAACUUCUAAAUUACUUGCUGGGAUAAGAUUUGCUAAGAGAAAUGUCAUGACUGAGCCUUCAUGGUCCAUAAUUUGCGCUAGCAUACUGAUUUUCUGGUCUCAAUGGUUUCUGAAAUCCUAAUUGGAAUGUUGCGCUGAUUGAACAUUGUUAAAACCAAUGUGAGGACCAGGCUGGAACAACCCAAUGUGAGAAUGGUUAGAACAACAUUCAGUUGAAUGGGUGAUGUUUAUAUCGAUAUCUUGGAAACCUUUUCAAUUGCACGGAUGGAGAAUAUUAGUAUGGGGAUAUGAACAUUUGAACACAGAGGAGUACAUGCCAACUGAUAUAUCAUCGAGAUUAUCAAAGACAAAGUGAUGGUCGUUAUACCAUGUGCUUCAAGGUGAGAAUUGAAAUGAAGUAUAGGCGUGUUAUGUCAGGAGCUGAGAGGACAUUCUAUUAAACAUGACAGUUAGAUACGUGCCUCUUGUAAAAAUACAAAGGUUUGAUUAUAAGUUUAAUUUUUGAGGUUUACGUCUAUUAAGUCUACGAAAAUUUAAAAGUUUCUAAUAGAUGUCUCAUUUUGUGUCCAAUAGGUGCUCAACAAAUUCAGGAGUCUUCUACUUGUGGGAUCAAAUUUACUUCAAUCUAUAUUGAUCCUAAUCUACAUAGUCUAGCACAUCUUUCUAAUGUAGUUGACAUGCUACGUCUUUUUAUAUGAUAAAUCGAUGAGUAGCCUAGGAGUACUACAAACUAAACUUUUUGCAGCGAGUCUUUAAGAGGUUUGGCAGGUCACAUAUGCAAGCAUAGUGUCACGUCCUACAAAAAUGACCACAAAAGUUGCACCAAAAUAGUGCCCAAGGCUCCUUUAGCAAAGUCAAAGAGGACCCCAAUGUUUUAUCUUGAUAGCUCAUGUAUGGCUAAGACACAUGCACAUGACACUGGCGUUUGCCCAUCCAAGGUAGCCAAGCCUCGCAAGUGCCAAGAUAGAUGCCCAUGACAACCCAUAUGCGUGUCAAGACGCAUAGCUCCAUAGGCAUGCUCAGAUGCCCAUUAGUGCAUGGCACCUAUGCGUGUCAAGACAACCCAUAUGCAUGUCAAGACACACAUCUUUCUAAUUCUUCAUGCACAACACUCGCGCACAGUCAUGUGCGCAUGGCUAGGUGGCAGUCCAGACAUGUGCACACACAAGCACAUGCUCAACCCAGAUGACUGCCCAUGUUUGCAGAUGCAUGGCAUGCGCACCAAACACAGACCCAUAACAUGAGUGCCACCUCGCGCAUACACAUAGCAUGCUCCCUUCCUGUGCCAUGACAUGUGUACUACCUCGUGCAUACUAGACAUGCACGCCCAACGUGCAUGCCCUACAGUCGUGCGUGACAUCGUGUGCCCAGCCCAGCGCACACAAGUCUCAAACGCCUGCGGCACCUUACGUGCGCACCUAUGCAUUAGAUGCCCCUAGAAGCCUCUGCAAAUCUCUCGAAGGCUUUAGAAGGGCCAGCACGCCAUGGUUGUGCUGUAGCCCAUCCAUGGCCUAAACAAUCUUGAAAGGCUCUAGAAGGCUCGAGACAGUAUCAAAAUGUGCUAGAAGCAUUCAAACCACUCAAGAAGGCAUUGGAACGUGCGGGAUGAUACUAGGCAGCGUUGGAAUAUUCCAUGAUGGUACUUUUAACGUUGAUCUCGUAUCUACAACGGUCUAGAAAUGUCAUGAAAGGUCUAGAAUGUUCUAGGGCUUAAUGUAAGGGCUAAAACUUAUUGAGAUGGUUAUAGAAGAAGCCAUUAUCGACCUCAAUGCCCUAAUGUCGGCUAUGUGAGUCUAUAAAUACCCCAAGGGGGCCUUAUUUGUACUCAACUCAACUUAAGCAAUUCAAAGGAUUGAGUUAAUCGAAGCUAAGUAGGAGUAUUCUUUUC
Messenger RNA from Cucumis melo (muskmelon), 4515 nucleotides. RefSeq names its product nuclear intron maturase 4, mitochondrial. NCBI's taxonomy places the organism in Eukaryota, Viridiplantae, Streptophyta, Magnoliopsida, Cucurbitales, Cucurbitaceae. Gene Ontology annotation, biological process: mRNA processing. The transcript is spliced from 3 exons. Bases 192 to 2597 code for a protein of 801 amino acids. The record is from RefSeq and is a predicted model, not a curated record.